ACCGGUGGCCGGAGAGCUAAGUGGCUCAGUUGCCUUUGUAUUUCUGAUGCGCUUGGGUGUUGAAGCUCGAAGAGCCGGAGGUUUCGUGAUGCUGCGGCCGAAUCUACUAAGGUCUCGGAAUGCGUGAGGACGUAAACAAUGCUAAACUAUGCCUGCUUAUAGUGUAAUGCAAUUGAUUCAGCUGUCAGAAUUUCCCGCAUAGUUCAAGGCGAAGUUUAGUUUUUUUCGCUUGUGUGCGUCAGCGGUGGCUGGGACAUCUGCAUCACCAGAUCCGCUUUCCUUGCCCCCGAGUAUUCAGAAGAAAAAAAAAAAAAAAGUUUGCUCAGCUGUCUGUCGUUCGGCCAGAUAAGAAGCAGCGUUCUCGCAUUUCGCAAUAUGACGCGCGCAUGAUCAGCAGGUCGAAAGCUCGUUUGCAUCGACGACAAUGGAUGAAGGAAAGUGCUCGGAGCUGUUGUCGCUCAUCGAAGACAAUGUGGAUUAUUUCGAGAGUGCGCAGUCGGACAUGGGACAACGUUUCUCCAACCAGUUAGGCGAUCUUCACGACGCGGUCACGCAACUUCGUGACGACUGCACGCUGAUCGCUCAAAAGGCCCACCUCUACGAUUUCGAUGCCGAGACACCUGGGAACGGAUACAGGACAUGUCUGAUCAUAGUGAACAGGUUCCUCCCCAUCUGCAUUAAGCUCUGCCGACAUGUCAUAGCCAGCAGGGAUUCGAUGUUCUUCAGGGCAGAGUUUUACCAGAAAGAGCUGGAGGCCCAUCUGAGCGUGGUCGCGGGAAUGCAAGUGAGCGCCCAGUUUUUACGCCGGAUGCUUGACGUUGGAACAGUGGGCGACUUGUUUGUUGGCGAGAAGCUGAGCAUUAAGGAACUCCUAGAAGAGUACGGGUCUCUUCCUCAAGUCGGCUUCUAUGGAAGACUGGCUGGCUUUUAUUUCUGUGAGUCAAUGCGCCGCAUCAUUACCGGACUCAACAUAGUCAUGGCUUCAUUCAGUGAUCAGUACCGUCAGUCUGGAGGGGCACUUGCCCACGCUGCGGCCUCACUCAUCAACUGUGGCAAGUACACCUUGAACCCAGAGGCAAGAGCCAACCACAUUGUCGACGUUACUCAGAAUGCAUCUCUGGACUUCCUCAAGGCUUUCUGGAGCCUCAACGAAGGAGAACUCCUCAAGCGUGUCCCCCAGUGGAUCUGCCCCUCAUUGGAGGUGUGUGAAGUAGUGACUGUGCCUGCAAAGAUGCAGAGGUUGCCAACUGAAAAUGGACUGGCCUGGGUAGACAUCCCUGUGCCCUCUUCUCACCUGCCAAGGGCUGCUGUUCGCUGUCGGCUGCUCUCCUAUCGGUGGAGACAAGGACAGGAGGCUGUCACAGGGAGCCGAUGGUUUUCUAGUCCAUCCCCACCAUCCGAGGGCUUGCUGCUUCAUUGCCAUGGUGGUGGGUUUGUGUCCCAAACUCCCGACUCUCAUGAGAUCUACCUGAGGGACUGGGCAAAGGACCUUGAUGUGCCCAUCCUGACAGUGGACUACUCCCUGUCCCCGGAGGCACCGUUCCCUCGGGCCCUUGAGGAGGUGUUACAUGUUUAUGCCUGGGCUCUCAUCAACCACAAAAAGCUUGGUUGGACCGGGGAAAACAUUUGUGUGGCUGGUGACAGUGCCGGAGGAAACCUGAUGUUGGCUCUCUGCCUGAAGACCAUUGAGCUCAACAUUCGGAGACCGAGCGGGGCGUUUGCAGCAUACACGCCCGUUAUGCUUAGCAUGGCACCGUCACCCUCAAGAAUUCUGUGUGCUGUGGAUCCUCUGCUCCCUCUUGGCUUCAUGCUGACCUGUCUUCAUGCAUACAUUGGCUGUGCCACUGAGCCAGACAUCAGACUGUGUGCCAAAGCACCUCCAGAGAAGCCGGCCCGUCGGCAGAGUGUGACGGAACACGGCAUGUCGGAUUCCAGUCAGAGUCCCACAGAAAGUGUUCAUGUUUCUAGUACCCAGCCUGCACAGGAGAAUGAGGUAGAGAUGGGUAACCCUGUGAGCACCUCGCUAACGACGAAGGCCAAGAUGCCUUUGACCCGCACAAAGAAUGUGGUGCAGCUCGAAGUGGCGGGAGAACUGCCUAGCCAGUACCUCUGCCGCUUUGCAUCUCAGUGUGACGACGCAAACACUUCGUGCCAAGGCGGGCAGCAUGAAGAUGAACACAUAGUGCUAGAGAUGCCCGUGGACCUGACGUUCCCAGUACGUAAUCGGUGCUGUCGUGCAGCCACGUACUGGGUACGGGCGCUGGUGACUGUGCUCAGUGCCAGCCACCUGUACCAGAGGCAUGUGCUGGCCAACUGGGAGCUGCUGUGCGGCCAAAACGGCAAGAAGAGAAAAGGCCUGGCCGUUCCAUGGUUCCGAAGGGCCUCGCGCUUUGACCGCAAGUUUCAGACCAUGAAGAUUCUGGCCAGCAACCCGUUCAUCUCGCCCUACCUCGCCCCUAGCUGGAUGCUCCAGAGGAUGCCUCCUUGCUAUUUUGUGGGCCUUCACCUGGACCCCACCUUGGAUGAUCUUGUCAUGCUGUCGAAAAGGCUGAAGGCGGCAAACAGCUAUGUGCAACUUGAGAUAUUGGACAAUCUGCCACAUGCUUUUCUUAAUUUUCUGCCUUUUAGCAAAGAAGCUCACGAAGGUUCCAAGAGGUGUGUUGAGAUGAUCAAGCAAGCGCUCUGUAUCAAAGUGCCAUAGUGUACAGGGAUGUAUAACUUAAGCUCACUGUAAUCCUGCAAAAUGGUGUACAGUCGCGUGCGUUACGGAUUUAUGCUUCUUGCAUUCCCAGGGACCAAGAUGGAUCUAUAGCGUUGUUGCUUUAUAUGCUGUAUGAUGCAAGUAUUCGACAUAUUGUAACAUUCCUUUUCUUUUAGCUUAAUGGGCUGCAGCUAUCACUUUAAUUUAUCAUAUCACCUAUUAUAUUACUGUUACUAGUGAGAACAGGUACAAUGUACCACAGAUGUACCAGGCUGGCUCUUGGUACACUUUUAUUUUUGUACACAUCAUGUAGAGUUUUAAGGUACUGUAACUGUUUUGCUCCUUUGAGCACAAGUGGAGAAUUUUUAAUCGAGAGGAUUUUUGUGUGGAAGUAUAGAGCUGUUGUGACAGCUACCGAGUGACAUAUUUAGGUUUGAUAGAAGGUUAUUGGGCUUCUUUUAUAUUCAUACACUUUUCCUUGGAAGAAAUACAUUUUUACGUAUUCGUUAAGUACAUUGCCAUUUUUUUAUGUCAUCCCCUGAAUGCAACAAAAGCUGCGUUGCUGCCUUUUGUCUACCUCACUAGCUACAAUGGCACAGCUACUUUUAUUUUAAAAUGGUACAAAAAUAAAACAUUUUUUAAAUAAA
Molecule: messenger RNA, 3348 nt
Organism: Dermacentor silvarum
Lineage: Eukaryota; Metazoa; Arthropoda; Arachnida; Ixodida; Ixodidae
Gene: Hsl
Product: hormone-sensitive lipase-like
Exons: 8
Coding region: 425-2701 (758 amino acids)
Biological process (GO): cholesterol metabolic process; triglyceride catabolic process
Cellular component (GO): cytosol
Molecular function (GO): triacylglycerol lipase activity; sterol ester esterase activity
Source: RefSeq, a predicted model, not a curated record